AUGCCGUCGUUGCCGCUUCGAGUGGCUGUGGUGUGCUUGAGUAACCAGAACCGGAGCAUGGAGGCCCACUCUAUCCUCCGCAAACGGGGAUUCCAUGUAAGAUCCUUUGGGACCGGGAGUCUCGUGAGACUCCCUGGGCCAGCACCUGACAAGCCAAAUGUUUAUGAUUUCGAGACAACUUAUGAUCAGAUAUACAAUGAUCUUAUUAGGAAAGACGAAACACUCUAUACACAGAACGGGAUCUUGCACAUGCUAGCUAGAAAUAAGAGAAUCAAGCCCGCUCCUGAAAGAUUCCAGAAUUGCCAAGAUUUGUUUGACCUCAUCCUUACCUGUGAAGAGAGGGUUUAUGACCACGUGGUAGAAUAUCUGAAUUCCAGAGAGCAGGAGACCUGCCAGCCCGUUCACGUGGUUAAUGUAGACAUCAAAGAUAACGAGGAAGAAGCCCUCCUAGGGGCUUUUCUCAUCUGUGAACUCUGUCAGCGUAUACAACACACAGAAGAUAUGGAUAACGACAUCGAUGGGGUGUUGCAGAAACUUGAGGCGAAAAGCAGGAAGGCGUUCCUUCACACGGUCUGCUUUUACUGA
Messenger RNA from Trichosurus vulpecula (common brushtail), 585 nucleotides. Its product is annotated as RNA polymerase II subunit A C-terminal domain phosphatase SSU72-like. Gene Ontology annotation, molecular function: RNA polymerase II CTD heptapeptide repeat phosphatase activity. The record is from RefSeq and is a predicted model, not a curated record. Gene Ontology annotation, biological process: termination of RNA polymerase II transcription. Bases 1 to 585 code for a protein of 194 amino acids. Gene Ontology annotation, cellular component: nucleus; mRNA cleavage and polyadenylation specificity factor complex. The transcript has a single exon. Lineage: Eukaryota; Metazoa; Chordata; Mammalia; Diprotodontia; Phalangeridae.